GAAAAAGUUGUUUUGAGCGCUAAAAUAUAAAAUUUAUCAAAUUUGUGAUUAUUAAAUAAAAAUGGAUGAAGAAAUCAAUGGAAAUAGUGAAGUUUACAAUCAUUAUCUUGAGUUAAGUAAACCUACAAAAGCUGAUUUAGAAAAAGUCUUUACCGAUGAUGAACUCAAGAAAUUAUGUUUGAAACUCAAAUGUCGUGUGGAUAUCUGGCGUUGGAAUGUGGUAAAUGACUAUCGUAUAGCAUUCACAAAGAGUGGCCGCUAUCAAAAAUGGUCUGAACCUGUACGAUUGGGUACGUUGGCCAAGGCGGUGAACAAAAUGAAGCCUUCAGUGUUGUAUGAUGAGCAAGAAAUAAUAGAAACAAGAAAAGAAGAAUGGGAAUUUCAAUUGAAAGAUAAUAUAUUAUCGUUAAAUUACUGGGAACGUGGACAUAAAAGUCCUAAACAAGUGGUAACAGGUUCCGAAGAUGUGGAUGAAGAUGUGGAAUAUGAUAUUAAUACAGAAUCUAUGAAUGAAACUCUCUUGACACAAAGUGAAGUAAAUUUGGAGUCCAAAAUAGAUGAAGAAUUAUUAAUUGAUGAUGAUGAUGACUCUGAAGAUUCCGUAAAGACGGUGUUAUACAAUGAAAAUGAGGUGCAAUCCGAAGAAGUUGUUCCCGAAAUUAAUAACAUGUAUGGCGUUAACACCAUGUCUAUGACCAUCGAUUCCCAAAUGAAUACGCAAUCCCAAGACUUACAUUUGCUACAGUCCCAGGAUGUAAUACCAGCUACUUAUGAUAAUUUUAAACAUAUUAUACCUCUAACGUCAACACAGUCACAAAGUCCUGAAUCGGAAUAGUAUAUAUCGCACUUGAUCAACAAGAGGGUAUUAACUAAAAAUUUAAAUAUAUUCAGUAGAGCUUAAAAACAGUUUAUGGUUACAUUUUAAGAGAAUUUAAAAAUCCGAAUAAAUCAUAGUUAGCUAAUUUCA
Calliphora vicina (urban bluebottle blowfly) is the source of this 967-nucleotide messenger RNA. RefSeq names its product telomere-binding protein cav-like. The record is from RefSeq and is a predicted model, not a curated record. The coding region runs from base 62 to 835 and encodes 257 amino acids. NCBI's taxonomy places the organism in Eukaryota, Metazoa, Arthropoda, Insecta, Diptera, Calliphoridae. The transcript has 2 exons.